AUGAACAGCAGUCUCAGGGUCAGAAAUCAAUAGUCGGUGCUGUCUGCGAUAUGAGCAGUGACAUCGUAAUGGCGACUGCUGGAACAGCAGACCAGGGAUCAACAGUCCCGACAGGCACCAGCAGCAUCCGAAAAAUGGCUCCUUCAGAGAUGCCUGGCUCUUCAGGCACAACUCAGAGUAUGAAGAAGACCAUUGGGCACCGGGGCGUUGAGACCACCACAGGAGAAACCACCUAUAAAAAGACCACAUCAUCUGCCUUAAAAGGUGCAAUCCAAUUGGGCAUCGCUCACACGGUUGGCAGUUUAAGCCAGAAGGCGGAGAGGGAUGUUCUCAUGCAGGACUUUGUGGUGGUUGAAAGCAUCUUCUUCCCCGGUGAAGGAAGUAACCUGACUCCUGCUCACCACUACAGUGACUUUCGUUUUAAGACCUAUGCUCCUAUUGCCUUUCGUUACUUCAGAGAACUGUUUGGCAUUCGGCCUGAUGACUACCUGUAUUCUCUGUGCAAUGAGCCGUUAAUCGAGCUGUCCAACCCUGGAGCUAGUGGAUCUCUCUUCUACGUCUCCAGUGAUGAUGAAUUCAUCAUUAAAACUGUUCAACACAAAGAGGCUGAGUUCCUCCAGAAACUCCUGCCUGGAUACUUCAUGAAUAUAAACCAAAACAAGCGCACCCUGCUGCCCAAGUUCUACGGGCUGUACUGCGUUCAGGCAGGAGGCAAGAAUAUCCGUAUUGUUGUGAUGAACAAUCUUCUGCCUCGAAUCAUCCCCAUGCACCUCAAAUACGACCUGAAGGGCUCUACCUAUAAGAGACGAGCUUCCCCUAAGGAGAGAGAAAAGGCUGUUCCCAUUUACAAAGACCUGGACUUUAUCCAGGACUUGCCUGACGGUCUGCUGCUGGAAUCCGACAACUACAAUGCCCUGUCCAAGACCAUACAGAGGGACUGCUUGCUUUUACAGAGUUUCAAGAUCAUGGAUUACAGUCUGUUGAUGGGCAUCCACAACAUGGACCAGGCCAUUCGAGAGCGGGAGCGUGGUGGGGGUAAUUCAGGUGACAGCGCAGGUUCAGAGGGAGCUGUGACACCAGAUCAGCGCCGGCCGCAGGCCCAAAGAAGUCUGUACUGUACAGCUAUGGAGUCUAUCCAGGGGGAGGCCCAGGGGAAGGGAGCUUUGGAUUCAGAUGACCACAUGGGUGGUAUUCCAGCUCGUAAUGUUAAAGGAGAGAGGCUGCUGAUCUACAUCGGCAUCAUCGACAUUCUCCAGUCUUACAGGUUUAUUAAGAAGUUAGAGCACUCAUGGAAGGCUUUGGUCCAUGAUGGGGACACUGUUUCGGUUCACAGACCUGGCUUCUAUGCAGAGCGUUUCCAGCAAUUCAUGUGCAACACGGUGUUCAAGAAAAUUCCACUAAAACCAUCACCAUCUAAGAAGAGUCGUGGUGGAGGUCAGGGAGGGCUCAGGAGGGCCCCCACCCUAGGAGCACCCACUCCGCUCUCCCACGCAACAGGACAGUCAUCUGUUGACCCCAGAGUCUACCACAGCCACAUUAAAAGCACUGAGUCAGAUGCUGACAGUGGCGUGCAGUUGGGCAGACCAGAUCUUGUUCCGAGGACCCCUCCACUAUUAGACAACCCUGCCGACUGUGAGGCUAACCUGUCCACCUCAUCACUAGGCAGCACAGGAGUUGCCCCCACCUCUCCUCCCAUACGGUCAGUAGGAGUGGAGGUGCACAAAUCUGCAAACACAGACCAUGACCAGGGUGCUUCCCACAGUUUGGGGGCAGAAGGGGCUCCAGAUAAUUCUGGCAACCUGUCUGGAAACGAAGACGUAGUUUCACUAUCAGACAUCGUCCCCGAGACCAACAUUUGUUUUUAAAAAAAAAAAUUUUGAAAGGACCUGUGCCAUUUAAAGAUGAGGUGUUUUGUGGAUCAGGUGAGGUGGAUGGAAAUGAGGUUAAAGAGUCACCCAUCCACUGCGGGUCCUCUGUUGCACCUCUGUUGUGUUCUCAUCCGUUCAGUAUACACAAGGAUCACUGGAUAAAGCAGCGAGGUGCAGGGGAGGUUGUGGCAAUGAGAGCGGCGGUGAUGGGAAGAUAAAA
Monopterus albus (swamp eel) is the source of this 2088-nucleotide messenger RNA. It is a transcript of the gene pip5k1ab, whose product is annotated as phosphatidylinositol-4-phosphate 5-kinase, type I, alpha, b. Gene Ontology annotation, cellular component: plasma membrane. The coding region runs from base 51 to 1865 and encodes 604 amino acids. Gene Ontology annotation, molecular function: 1-phosphatidylinositol-4-phosphate 5-kinase activity. NCBI's taxonomy places the organism in Eukaryota, Metazoa, Chordata, Actinopteri, Synbranchiformes, Synbranchidae. Gene Ontology annotation, biological process: phosphatidylinositol phosphate biosynthetic process. The transcript is spliced from 16 exons. The record is from RefSeq and is a predicted model, not a curated record.